UUUAUGGUCGAAUUUUUUCAGAAAUCAUGUCUGUUGAUAGUUAUCAAACCCCAUUAAACAGUCGCUACUCAAGCGCAGAAAUGCAGUUUAAUUUCAGUGACCGAAAGAAGUUUUCCACGUGGCGGAAGUUAUGGUUGCUGUUGGCCGAAGCAGAGAGGGAGCUGGGAUUAGAAAUCAGUGAGGAACAACUGCAAGAAAUGCGGGAAAAUCUGGAUAAUAUUGAUUUUGCAUUGGCUGCUCAGGAGGAAAAGAAACUGAGACAUGAUGUCAUGGCUCAUGUUCACACAUUUGGAGCUGCAUGUCCCAAAGCUGCUCCGAUAAUUCAUCUCGGAGCUACCUCGUGUUAUGUCGGGGACAACACGGAUCUGAUCCAGCUUAGGGAUGGCUUAGAUAUUCUUCUUCCCAAGGCUGCUCGCUGUAUCAGCCGACUGGCAGCAUUUGCAGAAGAGUUCAAAGAUCUUCCAACACUUGGGUUUACACACCUCCAGCCUGCCCAGCUAACAACAGUUGGGAAACGAGCUUGUCUCUGGAUUCAAGAACUUGUAAUGGAUGAAUACAAUCUAGCAGAGACUAGAAACAAUCUAAGAUUUAGAGGUGUAAAGGGUACAACAGGAACUCAGGCUUCCUUUCUACAACUUUUCGAUGGAGAUCAUGCAAAGGUUAAGCAGUUGGAUGAAAAAGUGACUACUAAAGCUGGGUUUGCUAAAGCCUACAUGGUUACAGGGCAAACAUACUCAAGAAAGGUUGAUGUUGAUGUUAUCAAAUAUUUACUUGUUGGUGUUGAUGUUAUUAAAUAUGUACUUGUGGUUGAUGUUGAUGUUAUUAAAUAUGUACUUGUAGUGAUAAUGUACGCAAUCAGUGGGUUAGCUUUCCUCUUCUAUAUCGGGAAAAUACCUGAAAG
This is a messenger RNA of Eurytemora carolleeae, 901 nucleotides long. RefSeq names its product adenylosuccinate lyase. Lineage: Eukaryota; Metazoa; Arthropoda; Copepoda; Calanoida; Temoridae. The transcript is spliced from 12 exons. The record is from RefSeq and is a predicted model, not a curated record. Gene Ontology annotation, cellular component: cytosol. Gene Ontology annotation, biological process: 'de novo' AMP biosynthetic process. The annotation marks the transcript as partial. Gene Ontology annotation, molecular function: (S)-2-(5-amino-1-(5-phospho-D-ribosyl)imidazole-4-carboxamido) succinate lyase (fumarate-forming) activity; N6-(1,2-dicarboxyethyl)AMP AMP-lyase (fumarate-forming) activity.